Messenger RNA from Juglans regia (Persian walnut), 1812 nucleotides. RefSeq lists its product as uncharacterized. The transcript has 7 exons. Gene Ontology annotation, biological process: polyamine transport. Gene Ontology annotation, cellular component: periplasmic space. Lineage: Eukaryota; Viridiplantae; Streptophyta; Magnoliopsida; Fagales; Juglandaceae. The record is from RefSeq and is a predicted model, not a curated record. Gene Ontology annotation, molecular function: polyamine binding. The coding region runs from base 21 to 1652 and encodes 543 amino acids.
UCCUCGUCUCCGACUUCUCAAUGGCGGUCUUGCUGCCCUCACACACGCAUUCAUUCACCCACCUCUCCCUGAACUCACUGCCCUUUUGGUCUCAACGUUCCCGUAACCCCUUCUCAAACCCUAACCCCAGUGUCCACCCUAGCCCCACAAAUCCCCACAACAUUUCCACCGCUCUCACUCUCUCUCUCAGUCGUCGUACCCGCAAUCUCUGUACAACUUUUGUAUCAUUUGGGGAAGCAGAAGAGACGGAGGCUCCCAAUCCCAAACUGUUGCUUCGAUUCUCCGUCUCCGCCGUAAUAGUCUUCCUUGGUUUCUUCGGCUUCGGUUGGGCUCGACGCCCCCAGCUCCCCCUGCCUGCUCUCGCCGCAACUCCGCUGCAAGAGGAAAUUCAAGAUCAGUCUGAAUUGAGAACGGCAUUCGAAGCUUGGAAGUCUAAAACUUAUGCUCUCACUGUCCCUCUCACAAUUGUUGCUCUACGUGGCUCUCUACCUCCUUCCUGGGCUAAGGACUUCAUUCAAUCACAAGGAAAGAGAUUAAAGCUUCGCUUAAAGUACAAUGCAAAUCUUGAGGGCAUAUUUUCUGAUCUAUGUAUGACCUCUCGGAAAGGUCAUAUCUCCCCAUCCUCUACUUUGGCAGCUGAUGUUGUGAGUGUUGGUGACUCCUGGCUCAAUUUUGCUAUUAAUAAGGGCAUAAUUGAGCCCAUACAAGGGGUGGAAGACCAGGAAUGGUUUAAAGGCUUAAGUGACAAAUGGAAGGUAUAUCUACGCAGGAACUCUGCCGGGGAAAUAGAUUCUGAGGGUAAAAUAUGGGCUGCACCAUACCGAUGGGGUUGCAUGGUGAUAGCAUACAAGAAAAGUAAAUUUCAGAAGCAUAAAUUGGCUCCUAUAGAGGACUGGGCAGAUUUAUGGCGGCCCGAACUUGAAGGGAGGAUUUCAAUGGUUGAUUCUCCUAGAGAGGUUGUUGGUGCAGUUUUGAAGUACAUGGGGGCAUCCUACAACACAAACAACCUUGACUUGCAAGUUGCUGGUGGGAGAAUUGCUGUCCAGAAAAAUCUACAAUUACUCGAAAGACAGGUUCGACUAUUUGACAGUGUCAACUACCUUAAAGCAUUUGGAGUGGGAGAUGUUUGGGUGGCUGUUGGGUGGAGUACUGAUGUUAUUCCUUUAGCAAAACGAUCAUCCAAUGUUGCAGUAAUUGUUCCCAAGUCAGGGGCUAGCUUAUGGGCCGAUCUAUGGGCAAUCCCAGCUGCAUCCGGAAUUGAUUCAAACCGAAUAGGGGGUAGAGUAAGAGGAGCAUCUCCGCUGAUCCAUCAGUGGAUAGAGUUUUGCUUGCAAGCUGCAAGAGCACUACCUUUUAAGCAGGAGGUAAUCCCCGGUGCCUCUCCCGCUGCCCUCGAAAGUACACAAAUGGAGAUGCCAACAGAGCUCACCAAAGGCAAGCCGAGGCUGGACACAAACCUCAUUGCUGGUGUACCGCCAACUGAAAUUCUGGCUAGGUGCGAGUUUCUGGAGCCAUUAUCAGAUUCUACAUUGUCAGAUUAUCGAUGGUUGAUCUCCAGUAUGCAGAAAUCUGGCCACGGCUUCAUCCACAGAAUGCAGGAUCGCAUCUCAAUGAUGAUUCAGAACUUUUGGCUGAAAAGAAACAUGCAUUAACAAACAACCCAAACAAGAAAUAUUUUGACGGUCUCGUGUUCCCCUCUUUUGAAACAAUUACGUUCCACGAUGACAGCUGAAUCGUGAGAAUACAUAAUUUGUUAUCACAACACUGAAAAAGAAGAAGAAAACGUUUCUAUGCUGCCAUGCAGCUGUCAUA